GCGCACCAGGAAGCCACCGCCUCCAGCUGAAUGCGCGAAUCCCGGCGCGGGGUGGGGCAGGGGCGGGCACGGUCUUCAGUAACUGCCCAGCGAUUGGUUGGGAGGCACCACAAAUGCCUAACAAACUGCUGAAGCGCCCUCCGAAGGGACAGACCUCAUCUCCACCCCGCCCCGUCCCUCCGCCAGACUGGAGCGCAAACUAUGGUCGCAUUGAUCACUGAAGGACCCUCACAGCAACCGCUCCUUUCCGGAGUCGGAUGAGAGGAGAGUUGUGACUGGCAAUUGGCAGGGGCGGGGCGGGCUAGGCCUGUAGCGCUGGGCGACCGUCCUGGGCAUGGAUUGGGCCGCGGGGUUGUCACCGUUAUCCGGGAGGCGUGGUCAGCACUAAUAAAGGCGGGGGCCGGCGCGGCAGCUGCAGUAAGUUCCACCGCAGCUAGACCGCGGGGUGGUCGGCGCGAGGCGGAGCUUGGCAGUUCCGUCCACUUCAGCCGCAGCGUCCCUCGCCGGGUGUCUCGCCGCAGCCUCCGGAGAGGAACAGACCCUCACUCUCUCUGUCAGAAAAAUGUCUGCUCCAGCUCAGCCACCUGCUGAAGGGACAGAAGGGACUGCCCCAGGUGGGGGUCCCCCUGGCCCUCCUCCUAACAUGACCAGUAACAGACGACUACAGCAAACCCAGGCACAAGUGGAGGAGGUGGUGGACAUCAUACGUGUGAACGUGGACAAGGUCCUGGAGAGGGACCAGAAGCUGUCAGAGCUGGAUGACCGAGCUGAUGCCUUGCAGGCAGGAGCAUCACAAUUUGAGAGCAGUGCUGCAAAGCUAAAGAGGAAGUAUUGGUGGAAAAACUGCAAGAUGAUGAUCAUGCUGGGAGCCAUCUGUGCCAUCAUCGUGGUAGUUAUUGUAAUCUACUUUUUUACUUGAGAAUGUACCACCCCUUCCCUGUUCUCCAUUGCCAUCCACAUUCAUGUCCUCUGCCCUCUGUUUGCUCUCUCAACACACUUCCCCACCCACCGUCCUCCAUUCCAGCCCAGGCUUCUCCAUCACCCAUUCCUCCUUUUUCGUUGCGUUCAUUUGCACUCUGUCCCUCAACACUAGAAAUGCUGCUCGUGGCACAAUCUAAGUCACUACCCGAAGAGCAACAGCUGGCGCCUCCUCCCCGCCUGCUUUUUCUGUACUCUCAAGUUCCCCCAAAGCCCCAAAGAGUUGGAGGCCAAGGGAAGGGGCAGGGAGGGGAGUGGCUGAGGCGAAGUACCCAUGAAGCUGCCCAGACUUGGGAGGAGAAGAGUAUCGGUGCCCAUGGUGACUUCUAGAAAACCUGGCCACUGGUAGGAGCUAGGGAGGGGCUGGGAAGAUGACAGCUCACUCAGUGCUGCCUGGUCGUGUGGAGCUUUCCCUCCUGGGCCAGGCCUGGAGAGGGUCCUGGGGGUGGACCAAAGUCCAACUUGGUUUCAGUGCAGUACCCUUUUCGAAAGUAAAAACUUGUUUUUUGUAGUUAUUUCUAAUCUGUUCGUCCAGGAUUUUCCGUGUCUUUGGGGAUCUUACAACUUGACUUUGUUCUCCAGAGGCCUGGAGAACACUUAGGGAUUGUGAAAAUAGCAGGACUUGUUUCCAUCCUAGAAGCAGUCCCAUGUGCUUCUAGCUGGAAGGAGCUUUCUCUUCUUUACAUUUUCUACAGCAUUCUGUAUGAGGGCACCAAAUAAAUCCAUCUAGCUGGUAGUUUUAUCUAGCCAAAUAAUUUAACCUAGCUCCCAGUUAAUUGUUGGCAUAAAGAGAGAGAUUGCCUGUUAGUUAUAGAGAAACAGUGAGUCAAGUGCUUAAUUUGAAAGUAACAAGCUCAGAGGAAGCCACUCCUUGCCCUCGUUAAAGAGGGUCCUGUUCCUCUCUUCCUGUUGAUGAAGGAGCGUGAGGGUGUUAGCAGUGUGAGAUCUUUGGACACCCAUGGAAUCCUUUCCUCCACACCACCCGUGCACUUGCCAAAGACAGGGAUGAGGCAAGAGGUUCUUCCUGAGGCCCGGCCGAUCCUCAGGAUGCAGAGAAGUCAUGUAGACCCACCAGCCCCACCUUGGGGGGAGGCGUGCCAGCCUGUGACAGGUGUGCUUGUGUAUUGCUGUGCUGUCAUGGGGCCCUCUCCUUGAGAGCCGCCUCUCUGUUCUUCCUGUAGUAUAUUCCCCUUUGAACCACCCUUUCCUGUCUGAAUUCUACUUUGCCUCCUUUCUCUUCCUCCUCUUUGCAUGGUUUGUGUGUAUAGACAGUGGAACCUGAGGAUGGGAUCUGCUCAGCCUAUCUUCGGGGCAAUUGCUGAGCUUCAGGAUGGGCUAUUAAUGUGGGAUAAGCCCAGGUGCAAGGGGAGGAGGGCAGGCUGGGAACAGAGCGGGGAAUGCCCAUGGCCCUUUAUUCCUUCUUCCCUCGGUCCACGAACAGGAAGAGGCUGAGGCCAUGCUGGGCAGGGUCUGGAUGCCCACUUUCCAUGCAGCAGCAUUUCAUUGCGCAAAACCAUCCUUCCUUUCCCUUCGCCCUUGUUUCCCACAUUCCCUUCGUCCUGCCCAAGGGCGGGACUGAAGAGCUGGAAGAAAGCAGUCAGUACCCUCCCAACGGCCCCCCUCGAAGGUCUCCACUCUCCUCUGGGCUCCUCCUUGCCUAAUGCAGGGGGUCACCGCUGGAGAAGAACCACCACUGUCCUCGAUGUGUCCCAAGCCUGGAGCGAAUCCAUCCUCUUGGCUCUCCCAGCCCUAUCACAGGAAUCAUUCCUGGGUUUCUGUCCCUCUGAGGCUCACCAGGCGUAGUUGGCCUUGUUCUUUGGGGGUAUUAGCCCUUCUACUUUCUUUCUCACCCACCCUGUACCCUCUUCUGUGUGUCUUUGCUAUCCCCCUUUCCUCCCACCACCCAUGUGCAUGAGCAAAUGUGCAACAAAACCCCGGGACUUUGCAGUCAAAUGAAGCUGAGCUUCCCACAUCCCAUUCUUCGGUUUGCCAUGAGACGAUGUGGGGUUUCCACUGUGUGUCUGUCAUCACCUCUUUGUCUUUUUUUCCUAACCCUGAUCUCAUACUUGUAUAGAGUAAUAACAACAGUUGUACUUCCACCAAAGGCAUGUGGCAUAUUUACCAAUGUCAUGUAUUCUGAACAAAGGCAAAAAAUACAAAUUCCUACCAUUAAA
Molecule: messenger RNA, 3152 nt
Organism: Pan troglodytes (chimpanzee)
Lineage: Eukaryota; Metazoa; Chordata; Mammalia; Primates; Hominidae
Gene: VAMP1
Product: vesicle associated membrane protein 1
Exons: 5
Coding region: 563-919 (118 amino acids)
Biological process (GO): vesicle-mediated transport
Cellular component (GO): membrane
Source: RefSeq, a predicted model, not a curated record